UGAAUGCGUCUAUUUGGAAUUGGAAUUGGAAUUUUGAAAUAUUAACAACUUGAAGAAAGAGGGGUUUAGGGUUCGCCAACAGCAGCAAUGGAGGGAUUGCAGAAUUUCGUCAGCUCCGUCUCCAAGAACCCAAAAUCAGGAUCUCCUUCUUUCUUGCCGGACCUCCCAUACAACCUACGCGGCGGAGACGGAUUAGCUGCCUCUUCCUCCGCCUUAUAUUCUUCCGAUAGCGCUGGUGUUUUCUUCAACAGGCCUCCCAGGAGAUUUGUAUCGCUUUGGACCUGUUCGAAGCUCUGUGGAGUUUGCUUUGUUGCUGGGAUCAUCGUCGGCUACACUCUCAAACGACGUGCGCGGCGCUGGGCUUCCAAGCUUCUCAAACGAUUAAAAGACGAUUAGUGACAUUAUUAACUCCUUUUCAAUUCCUGUUAGAUUUCGUUUUAUGAAAAUGGUAAUAGUUUGCUUUUGCAAAGGGCAUUCGUCACCCCCCCUUUUCUUAUUUUUAUCCCCUGGAAUUAAAAUUCUAUUUUAUUGAUGUUGGAUUCAAGCAUUGGAUAUCUGGAGAAA
Hibiscus syriacus is the source of this 564-nucleotide messenger RNA. RefSeq lists its product as uncharacterized. Lineage: Eukaryota; Viridiplantae; Streptophyta; Magnoliopsida; Malvales; Malvaceae. The record is from RefSeq and is a predicted model, not a curated record. Bases 88 to 396 code for a protein of 102 amino acids. The transcript is spliced from 2 exons.